AUCGAUACGCCCUUUUAUCUGGCCACUCUACCUGUGGGCACAAAGGAACCCUAUGGAGAAUUCGUCAGCGAACGUCAAGUUGUUGAUCUCGAUGCACCGUUUUACUUCUGA
Messenger RNA from Rodentolepis nana, 111 nucleotides. The record is from the annotation of a GenBank genome assembly. NCBI's taxonomy places the organism in Eukaryota, Metazoa, Platyhelminthes, Cestoda, Cyclophyllidea, Hymenolepididae.